CGCAGCAUCACGUGAUGCUUCAGCUACACCUACACAAACAUGGAGGCCGUUUGGAAGUAUUUCAAGGUCCAAUUGCCUGCUUAUUUAAAAGCCGUCCCGUUGCCAAAGACUUUUCAAGGUUUCUUAAACCUAAACAGGGAGGAAUGGCUUGAGCUGCUACCACUUCUCAUCUUGGUCUCCAUCUUGUUUUACCUGGCCCUGUCUCCACUUACAAGUUUGUUUUUUACUAAGAAGAAGAAACGGCCUCACAUAAACACAAAAGUUGACAAAGACAAAGAGAAAGUUGCAACAGAUUUCCCGAUCGAGGACCUAGGGGAUAAGAAAGUUUUCUGUCGCUGUUGGAAAUCAAACAAAUUCCCUCUGUGUGACGGCUCACACAAUCAACACAACAAGGAGACUGGGGACAAUGUUGGGCCACUUAUACUUAAAUCCAGUGAAGGGACAGGAGGGAAGAAGGAAGAGAAGAAAGCUAAAGUCAAGAAAGAAGAAUAGGAACAUGAUGGAGACACAGUUUAACAUGCGCUGCUGUUGUAAUAAAAUAAUGUUUCAUUGCUAGGGACAAUAAUAAUAGUAAUAAUAAUGAUAACUUUGUUUUAGUUAGUAUGAUCCCUUUAUCAUUAUUACUAUUAUUAUUAAAAUUUUAAUUUGGCAAUUACUGAAUCUUAUUUCAAUUGUGACGUA
Messenger RNA from Amphimedon queenslandica, 681 nucleotides. RefSeq names its product CDGSH iron-sulfur domain-containing protein 2A-like. The record is from RefSeq and is a predicted model, not a curated record. Gene Ontology annotation, molecular function: 2 iron, 2 sulfur cluster binding. Lineage: Eukaryota; Metazoa; Porifera; Demospongiae; Haplosclerida; Niphatidae. Bases 40 to 492 code for a protein of 150 amino acids. Gene Ontology annotation, cellular component: mitochondrial outer membrane; intracellular membrane-bounded organelle. The transcript has 4 exons. Gene Ontology annotation, biological process: regulation of autophagy.